AAAUUAGGGUUUUGUUGCAGAGCCGUAUUUGUAUCGCUGAAAGCAAACCCUAGCCGAGCAGAUCUCUCUCUCUCUCUCUCGCCUCACUCAGUUGUGCGGUGGCCUUGUCUCAGAAAUGGCCAAGUCGAAGAAUCACACGGCGCAUAACCAGUCGGCGAAAGCCCAUAAGAAUGGAAUCAAGAAGCCAAGGAGACACCGUCACACCCCAACCAGAGGAAUGGACCCUAAGUUCCUGAGGAACCAGAGGUACGCAAGGAAGCACAACGUUAAGGGCGGCGAGAAUGCUAGCGCUGAGGAAUAAGCUUCUUUGUUUUUUUAUAUUAUCUGUGAGGCAUUUCUAAGUUUUUAUGAAUUUUGAGACUUUUUCUUAGACAAAGGAACCAAUUCACUUUCCCCUUUUGAAUAUGUUUACUCUAUGUUGGUUAAGUUUGUGUACUCUCUCUCAUAUCCUGGCCUUAAUUUUGAUUUCAUCAGUGUUUUCUAUU
Messenger RNA from Camelina sativa (false flax), 485 nucleotides. RefSeq names its product large ribosomal subunit protein eL29z. Gene Ontology annotation, biological process: cytoplasmic translation. Gene Ontology annotation, molecular function: structural constituent of ribosome. The record is from RefSeq and is a predicted model, not a curated record. Gene Ontology annotation, cellular component: cytosolic large ribosomal subunit; ribosome. NCBI's taxonomy places the organism in Eukaryota, Viridiplantae, Streptophyta, Magnoliopsida, Brassicales, Brassicaceae.